Molecule: messenger RNA, 2523 nt
Organism: Heteronotia binoei (common prickly gecko)
Lineage: Eukaryota; Metazoa; Chordata; Lepidosauria; Squamata; Gekkonidae
Product: protein jagged-1b-like
Exons: 15
Coding region: 1-2463 (820 amino acids)
Biological process (GO): multicellular organism development; establishment or maintenance of epithelial cell apical/basal polarity; heterophilic cell-cell adhesion
Cellular component (GO): plasma membrane; protein-containing complex
Molecular function (GO): calcium ion binding
Source: RefSeq, a predicted model, not a curated record
AUGGUCCAGCGCUCCACUGGGCAGCCCAGUGCCUUUCGUAACGUGAGAACGGGGCGAGGAUCUGCUCCCGGUGUCCGGAGAAGCAGGAGCUGCAGCGCAGGCAAGGGAGAGGCUGGUGCGGCGGCAGCGCCCCCUGCCGGCCGGGCCUCGCCUCGCUCCGCCCGCCCGGCGCUCAUUGGCAGCGGGGCGCGGGCGGCCACUCCCCCGGCGUGCAGGAGCGAGGCCGGGCUGGGGCUGGCGGGAGCGGCGGGCAGAGGGAGCGCGGAGCGGCUACGGGCUGGAGCUCUGGCUGGAGCUGGGCUGCAGGUGGCCGCCGGGCGCUGCCCGCCCUUCCGGCUCCCUGGACGCCCAGCGGGCGAGACAAUGAGGCUGGGCGCGCCGCGCUGGGUCCCCGCGCUACUCCUGCUGCUGCUGCUGCUGCACCCGCGACUCCAGGGCCUGGACGCCGCUGGCACCUUCGAGCUGCAGAUCCGUUUUGUCCGCAAUGAGAAGGGGGUGCUGGCGGACGGGCGGUGCUGCCGAGGAGCCCUGGAGCCGCCAUGCCCCAGGACGGACCAGUGCCGGACUUUCUUCCGGGCCUGUCUGAAGGAAUACCAGCUGCGGGUUCUCCCGGGAGGACCCUGUGUGCUCGGCGCUGCCGCCACGCCCGUCCUCGGAGGCAACGUCUUCUCGACCGGUCACCGGAAAGGCCCCGACUCUGCCCACAAGAUGGUGGUUCGCUUUGAUUUUGCCUGGCCGCGCUCCUACUCGCUGGUUCUGGAAGCCUGGCAUGCUGCCAAUGUCUCUGACGUCACCACCCAAGGCGCAGGGCAGCUGAUGGAGCGGGUGACUCGCUCGGGCAUGCUGAACCCAGGCGAGGGCUGGGAGGACUUGUGGCAUCACGGCCGUGGCACCUCGCUAGAGUACCGAGUGCGAGUGCGGUGCCAGGAGUACUACUACGGCCCGAUGUGCAACCUCCUGUGCCGGCCCCGGGAUGAUUUCUUUGGGCACCACAGCUGCGACUCUGCCGGCAACAAGGUCUGUCUGGACGGAUGGACGGGAGACGAGUGCACCCAGGCUAUUUGCCGCCCAGGUUGUCAUGAAAUGCACGGGUUCUGCGAGGAGCCCAAUGAAUGCAGGUGCCAUUAUGGGUGGACGGGCCCUCUCUGCGAUAAGUGCAUCCUCUUUCCGGGCUGCGUCCACGGGAGCUGCAGUGAACCCUGGAAAUGCAACUGUGAGACCAACUGGGGAGGGCUCUUGUGUGACAAAAAUCUGAAUUAUUGCGGGUCCCAUCGGCCGUGCGAAAAUGGGGGCACCUGCGCCAACAAGGAGCCGGACGAAUACGAAUGUCUCUGUCCAGAGGGGUUCCAGGGUCGGAACUGCGAAAACGCUCUUCUCCCUCUGCCUGUGGCUGAAUCCACCUGCUCUUCUGACCUUUGCUCAAACGGUGGGACGUGUCUCCGGGGUCCUUCUGGCUUCUGGUGCAUCUGUCCCCCGGGAUGGAGUGGGGAGUCCUGUCAGAAUGAGGUAACAGACUGUCUCUCGGAGCCCUGCAGCCACGGUGGGACUUGCCAGAAUAUCCCGGGGGACUUCAAGUGCUCCUGCCCACCCCAGUGGACGGGGAAGACCUGUCAAAUCGAUGUGAAUGAGUGCCAGACGGAUCCCUGCCUCCACGCUCAGGGUUGUAAAAAUCUCAUCGGAGGCUAUUUCUGCGAUUGCCUGGAAGGCUGGGCUGGACCCAACUGCGAAAUCAGAGAAGACGCGUGCCAGAGACAAUGCCGAAACGGAGGCACCUGCCAGGUGAAAAACGGCAGGCACGCUUGCGUCUGCCUGGCGGAAUACACAGGCGUGGAGUGCGAGACGGAGCUGGGGGCCUGUGCCAGCGCCCCCUGCCUGCACGGAGGACAGUGCCAGGAAACAGGGAACAUGACAUUCCGAUGCAGUUGCUCUCCGGGCCGCAGUGGUCAACGCUGCGAGAAGGCCCCCGGGGAUCUCUGUUUCUCAAACCCGUGCCCAGAAGGGUCUUCCUGCCUGAGUGGGAAAGACAACUACAUUUGUACCUGCCCCGAUGGUGCCGAGUGCCAGAGAAUUCAGGAGCCUUGCCCGGAAGGGGUGUGCCCAGGAGGCACCAACGUGAUCCUUCUGUACACCGUCCUGCCUCUGGCACUGCUCCUCGUCUUGGCGGUUCCGGUCUCGGCGCUGCUCGCCUUGUGGAUCAACCGCAAAUCCCGCGAGACCCCGCCGGCACCACUCGAUCCUGCCGCUAACAACGUUCUGCAGCCGGACGCCGUUCACCUCAUCCGCAACAUCACCCACGGCGAUGCCGAGUCGGGGCUGAGGGAGCCCGGGUCGGCGGUCAAAGUGGGGCUGCCGCUGACCUUGCGCCCCCCUUGUGGACUCCCAAAGACGGACAUCUCCAACGCGGAGAGGGCCAAACUCAACCGACUGAAUGGCUCCCCCGCCUUGCCCCAGCCUCUGCUCUGACCCAGCGAGGAGGGUGGCGGAGCUGUUAAAAAGGGGGCACGGGAGGAUUCCCUCUCGAUG